AAAAUGAAGCUACAAUAUUAAAAAUAUAUAUAUAGACACUCAAAAUAUAUAAUUUCACAUCACAAUAAUGAAUACCACGGACGAGCAAUCCUCUGUCGAUUCGGGCCUGAAAGCUGGUGGAUGGUCCCUCAAGGCCCGAAUAAGCCGCGAAAACACGAAUUCAAGAAGAUUUUCAUCGUCAAGCUUGAAGAACUCGAACAUAAUAGCCAUUUCCAGCACUGCUUCUUCUCCUGGCUACACAUUUAGAGAUGAAAUAGACCCUUCAACAUAUUCAUUCACCACUGCCCUUAAAGCAUUGCAGGCGAAAACUGUGUACACGUGGGAAUACUUAUCACCGGAUGGAGGAUUAACACUGAACUCAAAGUGGAAUGAAGCAGAGAAAUACAUAUGUAACCCUCUCUCAGGGGAAGUUCCAUUGGAGUGUUUAUCAGCAAAAACACUUAGUGGCAGAUCCGUAAUUAACAACAACAAUAUUAUUACUACAAGCAGAAUUACUAUGUCUGCUCCACUCAUAUAUCCUCCUCCUCAUUUAUUUCACCCCAAAUCUCCAAUCACUUCUAAACAUCAUCAUGAAAAUGAAGUCAAAUUCACAAUCCAAGAAGAAAAGAGGAGAGCAACUAGAGAUGUGGGAAUUCAGAGCACGCCGCCGCCGCCGGCUGAGAAAAUGAGCUCCGGCGGCGGCAGCCCUAGUCCAGCUCCGGCGACACCCUCGAUCGAAGAAAGAUCGAUGAAGCGAAAUACCGAGAGUACAGAAACUGAAGAAGAUUCAUCGUCACCUGCUUCCAGUGAAAAACAGAAAUCAUCCCUGCAGGCAGAGAGCAAUAUUGAGUUAUGUGUAUUAAUAUCGGAUAUGGGAGAAAGAGGAGAGAGAGAAAGAAAUGAAGAAAGAGGAGAGAGAAAGAAAAGAGGGAUGAUUAUUAUUUGCUGCAUGUGGAGCCGACGACGUCGUCUAGGAUGCCUAUCAUCGUUCAAGGGUUUGUGGCAGAAGAAAUCAAAACAAAACGACGACGACCACAACGACAACAACAACAACAAUAAUAAUAAUAAUAAUAAUCCCUCUUCACCUACAUUUCUACGCCAUUUUAAUGCUUGCUAUAAACAAUAAAAUAGAAAGUUUAUUUUCUCCAUUUUCCAGUUAUGUAGUAAGCUUUUUGAUGUGUACUGGAUGUUGUUUGUACCACGUAUUUAUUUAUUUAUUUUUUUCGAAU
Molecule: messenger RNA, 1208 nt
Organism: Erythranthe guttata (spotted monkey flower)
Lineage: Eukaryota; Viridiplantae; Streptophyta; Magnoliopsida; Lamiales; Phrymaceae
Source: RefSeq, a predicted model, not a curated record